This is a messenger RNA of Vitrella brassicaformis, 2555 nucleotides long. The record is from the annotation of a GenBank genome assembly. Lineage: Eukaryota; Vitrellaceae.
CCCCCUCUCAGUAGGGAAGAUGGCGUCCCAGAAGCGCAUUUUGUUUGAGAGGGAGUCGACAUUGUGGCAAGAUCUGGACGACUCCUUGACGCAAGUGCCGCUCGUGAGCGAGAAGUCCUUUCAUCCGCUCCAGCCACGGCUGGCAACUCUCAAGGAGGAUGCAUCCCUGCCUGACGACGAAGCGCAUCACGUCCAUGCGCAGCCCCAGCCAGAGCCAGGCCCUGCUGUCUCUCUGUCAGCCACAGCCGCAGCCAUCGAGCCCUCAUACGCACCGCAGCACGAUGACAGGACCGCCGCAGCUGGAGAGGGAGAAUACGAGGAGGAUGCUAGUGCCAGUGCGUCCUCCCUCGUGAUCGUUGAGCGCCUCUCGUCUCGCCUGCGUGGCCUCGUGCCAGCCGAUUCUGAACCGUCUGUCAUCGCCCCCCGUGAUCAUGAUGAUUCAGUAGUGGAGGGGGGUGAAGACGAGAGACCGUCCAGGAGAGAGAGAGUGUUGGCGUUAUUCGGCGUGAGUGUUGGUGAGGGGUCGAUUGCUGAGCUGCCCCUGCUGCAGGAGACGGUGAACAAGCAGGCCCAGGCCGUGCAGCAGGAGGGAGAGGGGAGGGGGCUGCUGUGUCGGUGUGGGAGCAUGACCACUGAGUCGACGGCUGCCAGCACUGCCCCGGCCACAUCCGCCCUGGCGCUGAUCGAUGAGGUGACGAGUCAAGUGAGACAGGCACGGCAAGACGCCAUCGAGUGAGUCAGUGGAUGGGCUUGUCAGCCGCGCACCCCAGUCUAAUUAACACCCAUCCACUGCCUGCCCUGCAUGUCUUAAUGUCUCUCUCUCUGUCACGGAUGCAGGGAGAGUCUGGCCAACGAAGACUUCCUGCGGCACAUCCUCGAGCGACUCGAGAAGUUCCGUCCAGCAGCACACGACCAGCUGGACACGAGCCUCCCCGCCCCAUUGGACGCCACACCCACCCCGCCACUCACGCACGCCGCGAAAACGCCGCUUGACGAGAGGGAGAAGAGCUUUCACAGUCGCAUGUCGCGACUCCUCGACAACACCGAGGUCGAGGACGCCCUCGAGGCCCUUGACGCCGAGGGGUCUCUGGCCGAUGAGGAGGCCGGCGGGGGUGAGGGCGGUGAGGGUGCUCGUGAUAGAGAGACGUUGUCUGCAGGCGAUGUGGUAGGCAGGCUGCAGAGGGGCGGCGAUGAGGAUAUGCGUGAGGUGCUGCAGUGGGCCAUUGAUGUCGACGAGCGGCUCAGAGAGGCCAGGCUGAAACACCAGGGUGUGUAUGUUGGUGCAGACAUGGAAGGAGUGAGUGUAUGUGUGUGUGUGUGUUGUGUGGCCACCCUCCCAGGUCUUGUCAAUCACCUCAGUGAGAUCAGGCGAAACCAGCAAGGUGCGAAGCUACGGGAGCUGCCCUUUUGGUCGGUCGGUGUACCUGGGUUGGUUGGAUUGUGCGUGUCGCCCCUUCUGUCUGUCUGUCUGUCUGUCUAGACCAGGAGGCCAUCUUCGAAGCCAUGAAGACACACACUGAUGGUGGGUGGUGGGUGGGUCAAUGGGCGCCCUGGGCGACUGACUGACCUCAAGUCAUGUCUCUGCUCGUGCGUGCGUGCGUGUGUGCGUGCACAGCGCUCGUCGACAGGAAAGACGGCUUGGAAGAGGAGAUACAGGGUGGGGAAGAAACAAGAGGACCUCCUCCGUAUGCUGGGACUGCCGCUGCUGCCGUGCCGUGGUCUGUCAGAUUUGUUGUCGGCCACGAUGCUCUCGGAGGCGGAGAUCACCAGCCGGUUCGACCAGCUGCUCAAGGACCACGAAGGUCAGUCCGUCGUUCACAGCGCGGGCAGAGAUAUCUAUCGGCAGGAGAGAGACACACACAGCCGACCGACUGGCGGGGGGUUGGUGUAUGUGUGUGUGUUGCAGCUGCUCGCGAGUCGCACAGGGGUCUGAGGAAGGAGCUGCGCGAAACAUGCUCGGCAUACAGGCAGCGCGUCAACGGUGAGGGAGGGAGGGAGCCCGGCCCAUGUUGGGGGAUGUGGUGUCUCAUGUCUCUUACUGUCGUCUCUCGAUAAGAUUUGAGGAGGACCAACACAACGUUGCGAGAUGAGCUCAUCGGUGGGUCGGUGGGCUGAUGAACGAAUGAGUGGGUGGGGUGGGGUUGGCAGCCAUGGGCACAGCUGUCUGUCUACCCAUACCAUACCUGAGUGAAGUGUGAUGGCGCGUGUCUCUUCUCUCUCAUGUGCAGGCUUGCUGCGGCGUGAUGUGAAUCUGCAAGAUGCCUUCAGGGCCUACAGCAAGCGGGCGGCCGCGCUCAUCACGGCCAGAGAGCACCGCCCUGGCGGCACUGUGCCCCUCGUACAACAGCUCGCUCUUGAUUGAUGACAUACAUGGGUAUUUUAUGUGUUGUGAGACGGACAGACGGAUGCAUAACUUGGGGAUGGGUGCAUGGGUCCACCUGCACCUAGGAGUCUUGUCUUGUCCAGUCUUGUGUUUUGUGUCGGGGGACUGCAUAGCAUACUAGCACACCUACAAAAGGCACGCACGAUACAAUACGAUCAACACAUGCAGAUGC